This is a messenger RNA of Magnusiomyces paraingens, 348 nucleotides long. RefSeq lists its product as uncharacterized. The transcript has 2 exons. Bases 1 to 348 code for a protein of 115 amino acids. NCBI's taxonomy places the organism in Eukaryota, Fungi, Ascomycota, Dipodascomycetes, Dipodascales, Dipodascaceae. The record is from RefSeq and is a predicted model, not a curated record.
AUGUCGUUAAUUAACUCAACCUCAGCUUUGCGCCAAAAACUUUUACCAGGUAUACAAAAAUCUAUAAGUACUAUUCGUGCUCAAAGACUUCACAGUGCACGCAGAUUGUGCAAGCCUUCACCUACGCCGCAACAACAGCAGCCACGGAUUCCCUAUGAGCCUGUUGCUCCUGGAGAAAAGCCCAUCAGUCCUCAUAUUGCAAUUUACGUUUCUUUUGGACGCCCGUUUUUGAAAAUUGUGGCAGUUGCAUUGACCACUUUUUUCACUCUCAAGUAUACACGAAUUGCAUUAGUGGCCGAGCACGAGAGUAGUGAGCAAAAGACAGGCACUGAGACUGAAGUUAAUUGA